AUGGUGUGGUUCCACCUAAAGCUUCUUCGGACCCAAUCCACUGGAGAGAUCGGUACGGUUUGUGAGGAACUUAGUGUUCGAGAGGCUGCAACACCGGGGAGAAAGAGAAGGUCAGUUGGCACGUUGGGAGGAACUCCAGCGGCAGAACAAAACUACGAUGUAGGUGAGCGAGAACUUCUUGCUGUCAAGAGUACUUUAGAAGAAUGGCGCUACCUACUUGAGGGAGCCCCUCUACCCAUCACAGUCCACCAAUAUAUGAACAUUUUGAAUAAUUUUAAUGCCAGAAGAGAAGUAAUGUAUAGAUAUAACCUGUCAUAUGAGGAGAAUAAAUACAACAAAUACAAUAAUAACAGUUUUGCAUAUGUUAAUGUCGGUUCGUUCGAUACAAAACUAUUAGAGGAUCAGCAGCUUACUAUUGAAAAAGAAAUAAAGUGGAAACAUGGUAAGAUCCCAAAUGCUCGGUGCAAAGACUUUUGUCCUCAUGGAUACAGAAAAACCCCUGGAGGAACCUAUCACAAAUGCUGCUAUGAAUGUGUCCCAUGUUCAGAGGGGGAAAUGUCUAAUGUAACAGACAGUGAUAACUGCCAGAAAUGUCCUGACAAUGAAUGGCCAGAUGAGAGAAAAACAAAGUGUAUUCCUAAAACCUAUGACUUUCUUUCAUAUGAAAACAAUAUUAUGACUACAGUUUUUUCUUCCAUAUCUGUUUUAUUUUCACUUAUAACUGUAUUUAUUUUGAUAAUAUUUGUUUUAUUCUGGGACACUCCCAUUGUCAGAGCAAAUAACCGGAAUCUCAGCUUCCUCCUCCUGGUCUCUCUCAUGCUGAGCUUCCUCUGUGUGUUUCUGUUCCUCGGUCGUCCUGUGGAUAUAACCUGCAUGCUGCGUCAAACCUCUUUUGGGAUCAUCUUCUCAGUAGCUGUAUCUUCUAUACUGGGCAAAACUAUCAUGGUUUACAUCGCUUUCAAGGCUACUAAACCAGGAAGCUCAUGGAGAAUGUGGGUUGGGGUCAAAGUGUCUAAUGUUAUAGUUCUGAUCUGCUCAUCUGUUCAGGUUCUGAUUAAUGUUCUUUGGUUGUGCAUUUUCCCUCCUUUUCAAGAACUGGACAUGCACUCUUACCCUGGAAGGAUCAUCAUUCAGUGUAAUGAAGGCUCAGUUAUUGCCUUUUACUCUGUUCUGGGUUAUAUGGGGGUUCUGGCAGCUGUUAGUUUUAUUAUUGCUUAUUUUGCCAGGACAUUACCAGACAGUUUUAAUGAGGCCAAGUAUAUCACCUUCAGCAUGCUGGUGUUCUGUAGUGUGUGGAUUGCAAUGAUCCCGGCUUAUCUGAGCACAAAAGGGAAAGACAUGGUGUCUGUAGAGAUCUUUGCCAUAUUAACUUCUAGUGGUGGCUUGUUAGGCUGUAUAUUUUUUCCAAAAAGUUAUAUAUUACUGAUAAAACCUGAGAUGAAUACUAAAAUACAUAUGUUGGGAAAAGAUCAAAUCAUGAAACUAUAA
Molecule: messenger RNA, 1488 nt
Organism: Pelobates fuscus (common spadefoot toad)
Lineage: Eukaryota; Metazoa; Chordata; Amphibia; Anura; Pelobatidae
Product: vomeronasal type-2 receptor 26-like
Exons: 5
Coding region: 1-1488 (495 amino acids)
Biological process (GO): G protein-coupled receptor signaling pathway
Cellular component (GO): plasma membrane
Molecular function (GO): G protein-coupled receptor activity
Source: RefSeq, a predicted model, not a curated record